GACCUGACUGAACUUCUCAACUCAAGGUACUAACCUCACAGCACAAUCAAGGUCAGUCUACGUCGCCAGCUCAUACCCAUAUCGUCCGCUAACCAGUCGCAGAUGGCACGCUUCCAGGAAUACCAGAUCAUCGGGCGCCAUCUGCCCUCAGAGGCCAACCCCGCGCCCAAGAUCUACCGCAUGCGUAUCUUUGCGACCAACGAGGUUGUCGCCAAGUCACGGUUCUGGUACUUCCUUGGCAAGCUCCGCAAGAUCAAGAAGGCCAACGGUGAGAUCGUCUCUGUAAACCAGAUCCACGAGAAGAAGCCCCAGAAGGUCAAGAACUUCGGUAUCUGGCUCAAGUACGACUCGCGCUCCGGUACCCACAACAUGUACAAGGAGUACCGUGAGAUGUCCCGUGUCGCCGCCGUCGAUGCUCUGUACCAGGAUAUGGCCGCCCGUCACCGAUCGCGCUUCAGGUCCGUUCAGAUUCUCAAGGUUGUUGAGGUCGAGAAGGCCGACGACCUCCGCCGCCCAUACAUCAAGCAGCUCCUCACCAAGAACCUCAAGUUCCCGCUGCCCCACCGCAUCAACAAGAAGGUUGGCAAGAAGGUCUUCUCCGCUACCCGACCAUCCACUUUCUUCUAAGCGUGUUUCUCAUUACGGAGUGCGGUCUGGAUGGGUAGGGAUGUUAUGGGUUUCCCUCGGUUAUGCAUGCUUCACGAAAAGAAGUACAUUAGGAACGAAUGAAAAUCCCUGAUACCUCCAUUCGGCCAUCGGUACGCGUGAUGCAGUUUGGGGUGCUGGCCGGCCACGCGCGUGAAGGCGAUACUUGCAGGGACGUCGAACAACAGCGAUACCGUGGAAUGAGGUGGACGAUAGACAAUGAAGUCAUGCC
Molecule: messenger RNA, 877 nt
Organism: Alternaria rosae
Lineage: Eukaryota; Fungi; Ascomycota; Dothideomycetes; Pleosporales; Pleosporaceae
Product: 60S ribosomal protein L18ae
Exons: 4
Coding region: 103-627 (174 amino acids)
Biological process (GO): translation
Cellular component (GO): ribosome; cytosolic large ribosomal subunit
Molecular function (GO): structural constituent of ribosome
Source: RefSeq, a predicted model, not a curated record